ACUACGCUGUUUUAUUAAUGAAACUGAUCUAAUUCUUUUUGCUACACAUAUACUCUUGCUUUUUUUGAACUAGCCGCUUUUUCGCCGCUUUUUUUGAAUAUUGUAUCGCUCUUUACAGAUGAGAAAUUCUGUGAAUUGUGCUCUCCUAUGACUGUUCUUAGAUUCUAUUCAUUUUCUUCUGUGUGUAUUGACAAACCCAAAUCUAAUCCAUUGAUUCAGUUUAUCGACUUUUACAAUUUCAAAUUUGUAUGAAAAGCCAACUUACGAGUACGAAGGGCAUUCGCUCCAGAAAUAUAUGCAAUGGAGGAUAACCGAGCAUCUCCUCCGAAUACUGUUUUAAAGGAUAUGGUUGUUAAACAAAAUGAUUCAAACAGGGUUCCUCCACAUGCCUCAAAUGAGAACUCAUUGUCAACAUCACAACCUUUACCGUUGCCGGUGCCAAAAAGAAAAAGAGGCCGACCAAGGAAACAAGCGAAUUCUGUCCCUCAAGGGAAUCCUUCCAAUGUGAAAGUUGCUGAACUCAAUGAGCCGGUGAAAAGGAAACGAGGACGCCCUCGUAAAAAUCCCCUCAUACCAAAUGCUGCAACCAGUAGCAUCCAUAGUGCAACAGUCAUGAAUCCGGAACCAUCGACUGUAGUCAACAAUAGUUCGGAAGUAUCAGCUUCUGUUUCAACAGACGCCAUGGAGCGUGCCUUUUUAAAACGGAGAAAAGGCCGCCCUAGCAAACAAGAUAUGUUAGUGAGAAAAAUUCUUUCUCUUGCAGCUGACUCCUUGGUAAAUAAUACUGAUCCUAAUUAUUCGGAUUUAUACUUGACAGAGAAAGCGCCGCACGCAUCAAAGAAAAAAGACGCAUUACCUAAGGAUGUACCGUCUUUAGAUGAUUCGAACACAUUAGGCAUUGAUGAUAAGAGUAUUACCUCCCAAGCUUGCGCAGUUCCUGCAUUGGGAUCCGAAAUGAACAACAGCUCUUCCAAAAUGGCAUCAAGUAAGCCCCAAAGACGACGGAGGAAGCACUCAAACUUUCUUUCUCCUUUUUCUUCUAUUUUAUCUACAAAGGCUCCCUCAACGUCUACUUCCCCUUUUCAUUUUUCUUUCCCUCAAUUACCUGAAAGAAAACGGGGAAGAAGAAGUCGUGAAGAGCAACUUCUUCGAAAUUUUGGAUUUGUAACCAGGUUUGAUUUAGCACAUAUCAAAAGUGGGACUUUUUUUGACACGGUGUUAAUUUCAAAUUCGAAAGAAACCAAGGAUUGCCGAUUAUCAGAUGACUCUGCGGGUCCAUGUAACAAUCAAACACCUUCAACUUCUAUUACUUCCGCAGUACGAUCUCAAAAUACAUCCAGUACCACUGCACCUGACAGUAGGCGUUCUUUUGAAGAAGAAUAUGAUUCAUUUGACGAUUCACAAAUUAAUCUUGACGUUUUGGAAAGAAUUGAACAAGAUGUACAUCUUAAGGAACACAAAAAUUCAACUAAUGGCCACAAUUCUCGCCCGAACCCCAUCCUCCAUGACGCUUCUUCUGAAUCCCCUCCACCGCUUAGUUCCCAACCGUAUAACUUUCCUGAGUGUUUAUCCUCUGAAUCACCGAAAUCUCCUGUACUGAGCGCUUCUCCGUCCUUUUACACUCGUUCCAACAAUAGUGCUACUUCUCCUACUUCCGCUAACGAUGCUCAUGAAGAACAAUUACCAUUUUCCUCUCCCCUCAAAUCCUCCACUGUCUCAAACCAAAUUACAGAUGGGCGAGUUUUAGCCUCUUCGCCCAUAAUGGAGACAUUCCGUAUUCAUCAUGCCGACAGUGCACGUCCCACUCCAUCAAACAGCACGUAUCAUUCUGGCAAAUUGAAUAGUCCUUCGUUUUCCGCUACUACAGAUGAAGUUUCAAAAACGGAACCUGCGGCCAAACUUAUUAAUUGUAUGAGCGGUUUACGUUCCAUUCGAAACAAAAAACUUUCUAAGAGGUCACUCACCAAACCAUUCAAAAGUCCGCUAUUGAGCUCAAACAAGUUUCUUCAUCAGAGACGAAAGGAAAACAAUUUCUUGCGCGUGACUCAACGAAACGAUCCACUGAUACAAAAAGAAGCAGAACUGGAGAGAGAUAUAGCAGAACUCAAUCAUAAAUUAGAAACUGUUCGUAUGGCUUUGAAGGCUGAAGCUGGUGGACUCGAUACAAACUCCAUUGCUUCAAAGAUUCAAUGCUGGCGUAACGCAGCUCGCCUCGCAAUUGAAGUUUUGUUUCCCGUCUUUUCUCUACGCUUUAGUACUAUGAUGCAGGAGGUUCCGGUGUCUGUUAUUCCUAACGUUGUGGAUGAACUUCGCGAGAAACCUUGCACUAUAGGUACAUUUUUGCGUCAGUUAGAUAUUCCAUUUCAUCUUGUUGGAUACAACUCUGAGAGCAACUGUUGGGAUGACUAGUUGGCAUCUAUGGAUAAUGUGGUUUAAUUUGUUUUUACUCUUCUUCUUCGUACAGGUUCAACAACUGCCCCUAUUGCCUCAAUUUUAAGUCUUAUGCCUACAAUUUUUUCAACAAGGAAACUACUACGUUUUUUCCUUUCCACGCUCUAACGUCUUUGCAAUUCUACUUUUAGUUAACGUUUAGUUUGUUUUUUUUUUUUCUCUUUUUUGUAUGAACAAUGAAUAGAAUGACUUAUGAAAGAUAAUAAUACCAACCGUAGCGUAAACCCAAUAGACAACGUAUACCGCCACUUUUGUGAUGCAUUUUAUACUCUCUACCAUGUUCUAUGGGCGGGACUUGGGUAUAUUUCGGGUUUCAGA
Schizosaccharomyces japonicus yFS275 is the source of this 2769-nucleotide messenger RNA. RefSeq names its product Swi5 complex subunit Swi2. The coding region runs from base 301 to 2409 and encodes 702 amino acids. The transcript has a single exon. The record is from RefSeq and is a predicted model, not a curated record. Gene Ontology annotation, molecular function: DNA binding. NCBI's taxonomy places the organism in Eukaryota, Fungi, Ascomycota, Schizosaccharomycetes, Schizosaccharomycetales, Schizosaccharomycetaceae.